Molecule: messenger RNA, 4382 nt
Organism: Musca vetustissima
Lineage: Eukaryota; Metazoa; Arthropoda; Insecta; Diptera; Muscidae
Gene: Mco1
Exons: 8
Biological process (GO): iron ion transport
Cellular component (GO): plasma membrane
Molecular function (GO): copper ion binding; oxidoreductase activity
Source: RefSeq, a predicted model, not a curated record
CCAUUAUAACCGGAAAUUUGUGCAACGUUACCAUUGAUACAGCUACAGCAUUUAAAGCCCUUGGCUCCAUUUGGAUAUCACCCGAUGAUCCCUGUUCGUUGUACAAAUGUGAGCUGAAUAAAUUGGGCGUACCACAUGUGGUGGCCAAAAAGGAUAAUUGUGGAGAAUUUUAUUGUGACAUUGAUUCCGAGGUGAGACCCAAAAAUGGCACCUGUUGCGGUGAAUGUGUACGGACGAAAUGUCGUUUCGAAAAUCAAGUGUAUGACAUUGGUAGCACAUGGCACAAUAAUGUCGAUUGCACAUUGCUAGAAUGUGGCCAGCUGGCAAAUGGAGAGCCCAUAAUAAAUGCCUAUCAAAAAACCUGUCCAGAGUUGCCCAAGAAUUGCCCACCGGAAUUGAUAUAUGUGGAAAAUUGUUGUCAAUAUUGUAGAGAGCCAAGGCAGGCUCCACCCUCAGUAUCAGUGGAUGUGGAUAAUGAAGAUAUUUGGACGGAGGAAUUUUAUCGCAAUCAUCCCUGUAAUAGGGAGUGUAAGGCUGGGGAAGCACCUCGCACCUGCCACUAUACCUUUGUGGUGGAAUGGUAUGAAACCCUGUCGAAGGCAUGCUACGAUUGUCCCAAAAACAUUACAGAUUGUGUGCGUCCCCAUUGUAUUGCUGGGGAUGGUAUUACACGUUCGGUGACAGUGGUAAAUCGUAUGAUGCCAGGUCCUCAAAUUGAAGUGUGCCUCAAUGAUACCAUAGUGGUGGAUGUCAAGAAUCACUUACUAGGUGAAAGUACGACAAUACAUUGGCAUGGUCUGCAUAUGAAAAAUACACCCUAUAUGGAUGGAGUGCCGCAUGUCACCCAAUGCCCUAUUUCACCCCAUUCCACAUUCCGCUAUACCUUUUGGGCGGAUAAUGUAGGUACCCACUUCUGGCAUUCGCAUACCGGGAUGCAGCGAGGUGAUGGUGUCUUUGGAGCUUUGAUUAUCAAACGGCCACGCAAUGAAGAUCCACAUGGUCAUUUGUAUGAUUUCGAUUUAAGUGAACACACCAUGAUUGUUCAGGAUUGGGUUCAUGUUCCAGGUGUUAGUAUGUUUGCCUCACAUCAUCAUUCGAAUGGGGAUAAUAAGCCGCUGAAUUUACUGCUAAAUGGUAAGGGGAGGUAUUACAAGGCCAUAUGGGAGGGCAUAAAGGCAAAGGGGCGUUCUGCAGUUGUACCAGAUGUUAAGGAGGCUCAGGGGAAGACGGUGAGAUCUUCAGCUAUAACUAUAACCGAACCUGCUUCGGCUGCGAAUGAAACGGAAUAUAAUCCCAAUGCACCUCUAGAUGAUGAUGUGGUCCUACUACACCCCUCAAAUGAUGAGACGACACAUACCUUAAGAAUACAACAAAAUGAAAUUUCCAGAACGGCACGACUGGCAAAGGCGGAAAAUGAGACCCACAAAAAUCCCAUCGAAGAAGAAGAUGUAGUUACUGAAACAUCUGAAAACCCAAAAAUCCGCCAUCUGGCAAAACGGGCCUUGGAUGGUGAAAUCCCCCUGCACUUUAUACCGCUGCAGCAGUACAAUGUUACCCAAGGUUUUCGUUAUCGUUUCCGAGUGAUAAAUGCCGAAUUUCUUAAUUGUCCCAUACAAAUUUCCAUUGAUAAUCACACAUUGACCGCCAUUAGUUCCGAUGGCUAUGAUUUUGAGGCCCUGGAGGUGGGUUCCAUAAUAACCUAUGCCGGUGAACGUUUUGACUUCAUUGUCAAUGCCAAUCAGGCUGUGGGCAAUUAUUGGAUUCGUCUCAAAGGCUUAAUGGAUUGUGAUGAACGUUUUACAUCAGCCUUCCAAGUGGGCAUUUUGCACUACGACAAGGCUCCUGUGGAAGAACCUCAAGGUGAUUUGGGUUAUCAACAUCAACCGGAGGGCAUUGAACUAAAUGCCAUGAACAAAGGCUCGGGACACAUUGAUUCCCUAACCAUGGCCGAAGUUAAUGGUCUGCCAGUCUACGACAGAAUCCCCGGUAUAGAUCGUGAUGCCCUGAAACCGGUGGCAGAUUAUAAAUUUUUCGUCUAUUAUGAUUUCUAUCGCAAAGAUAAUCCCGAAUUUCAUCCACAACAGUAUUAUGGCAUGGGGGCGAAUUUAAGUAACUCCAAUAUGGUUUUUACACCACAACUAAAUCACAUUUCAAUGAAAUUUCCUUCGGUGGCCUUGCUGGCUGAGAGAGAUCGCGUUGAUGAUUCAUUGUUCUGCAAUGAAACAAGUUUACUGGAACAGGGUAUUGAUUGUCGCAAGGAUUUCUGUAAAUGUCAUCACGUCCUGCAAGUGCCCAGAAACUCAAUUGUGGAAUUUAUUAUCAUCGAUGAGGGUGUGACCUAUGAUGCCAAUCAUCCCUUCCAUUUGCAUGGUAAUGCAUUCCGCGUUGUGGGUAUGGAACGAUUGGCUGCAAAUGUCACUGUGGAAAUGAUCAAAGAAUUGGAUCGUUUCAAUUUAUUAAAGCGCAACUUGGUGCGACCUCCCGUGAAGGACACAGUGACGGUACCCGAUGGUGGUUAUACAAUUGUACGCUUUGAGGCUUACAAUCCCGGUUUCUGGCUAUUCCAUUGUCACAUUGAAUUUCAUGCGGAAAUUGGUAUGGCCCUGAUACUAAAGGUGGGAGAUAAUGAUGAAAUGUUACCGGUACCGAAAAGAUUCCCCAGUUGUCAUGAUUAUGUGCCAGAUUCGAAAGAUGAUGAAGAGGAUAUUGAUGAAAUGGUUAUAAAUAAACCAGGCCACUCCGAUAAUGGUGGUUCGGGAAAUCUAUUGGAGGAAAUUUUGAAAAGGAAUUCAAGGGCAGAUUCCAUACCAAUUUCUUUAAAUUGCGAUAUGACAGUCGAACUUGAUAAAUAUUUUAAUUUUCGUCUUAUAAUUGCCCAGGGUGUUGAAGAAGUGCGUUUGGAUUUAAAACAUUCCGUUGAAUAUAUGAGAUCGUUGCAAUCAAUUGAAACGACAGUUAUCAAAUUCGUGAUAAUUCUAAAUAAUGAACAACCGUUUGCCCAGCAACUAAAGGAAAUGGAAAAUAUAUUUCAAAUCUUAUUCAAUGCCUACAUUUUGGAUCUUCAGGAACAACGUGCCAACCUAACAAUUGGUUGUGUUGGCUGUCAAAUAAAUCGCCUACAAAUAACAUCCGGUUCCAUACCAUACUUCUUGCCAACAUUUGUGGUUAUUCUCAAGAAUAGUGUGGUUAUAAAAUCACGAGAUCUAUUAGUACGGCCAUUUACAUAUCCAACAUGGCGUCUCAUAACAUGCGUCGCUAUUCUGAAAAUGAUAAUUUUCCCCAUUAUGCGAAAACGUCAAAUUAAAUUAUAUACCAUAUUUCUUAUGGCAUGGUUAUAUGUAUUAUUCUUCCUACGUAUCAGCUAUGAGGGUGUGAUGUAUCAUGUCAUUACAAAUCCACCUUAUCAACCUCUACCCAAAACGGUUAGGGAAUUAAUUGCACAAAAUUACACGCUCUUUGUUGAUUAUUCUACAUAUCGGGUAUUGGAAAAGCAACCAUUGCUACAAGAAAGAUCACACAGUGUUAAUUGCGGUCCAAUAGAGCUGUUGGAACAGAUAGAUGAGCUGCCGUACAAAAGUGGUAUUCUAACAACAAAUGUCUAUGUUGGCCAUUUCAUGAAGGCGCGUAUGAAAAAUCUCACUCGUUACUCGGUGUUACAUGAGAAAAUAUUUAAUGGUUUAAAUUGCAUUUACUAUACGAGAGGUUCGUAUCUAGCCCCAGCUAUUGAUCCGAUUUUGCAGCGUCUAAUCGAUUCGGAUGCAACACUGGAGGAUAGAAUUAAAUUGUUGGUGGUCCAAGAAUCUGAGGAAGUGUUUUUGGAUUUGGAACGUUCGGUGCACGUCACCAGAUCUCUGAAGACCGUACACAGUACAAUUCCAAAAUAUUUAAUUAUUCUAAACAACGGUCACGAUCAUCAAAGGCAAGAGCAGUUCAUGACAAUGGAGCGAAUAUUUCAACACUUAUUCCAUGCCUACAUAUUGGAUGCUGUUAUUUUAAUACCUCAUCACAAUACAAUUGAAAUAUUCACCUAUUUCCCGUUUCAAUCUGAACACAAUUGUUCAAAUUUAAAACCUAUACUGAUACUCAAAAUUCAGGGCAUUCGAACACAAGAACCCAUUAUCACAUAUGGUGAUUUAUUUCCACGAAAAACCUUGAAUUUUCAUCAAUGCCCCUUUCGAGUUGUGGUAUGGAAGACACCUCCCUAUAUAGAUUUUAUAGAAAAUGCAAUGGGUUCAAUAUCACUGAAAGGAUUUGAUGCUUCUGUACUGGACAUAUUGUCGGAGGCAUUAAAUUUCUCAGUGGUACUAAUACCCAAUGACCCACCAAAUUACAUCUCAGGGGUUGUAUAUCCAAAUGGAACUGCAGUGGGUGUAUUUAAAAUG